UGUACAUUUUUAAAGAAUAUUAUAAGAAUAAUGUAACACUCACUAAUGAAUCAAAGUGACAGUAUAGUGUGACUUGAAAUUUUAUUGGUAAUAUCCAAAACUCACCAAUUGAUAAAUCAGAAAAAAAACUUUGUGUUUGUUUACAGGAACUCGAAUUUGUAUAGGUUAUGUUGUACAGUGUAAAUAGGUAUUAAUAGGUCGUGAAAUGACUACAUAUAAGAUCUGUAAAAGUUUUUCUGAAUUCAAGGAAGAUCUGAAAAAACAUGAAAAAAAUACCACUUUAAAAUAUGUUGUUGUUAGGUCAGAGAAAAAAUUCAGUAUUCCUGAAGUGAUAAUUCAUGAUAAGAAAAAAGUAUACUGGCAUGAUGACACACCUUACUUGAAAGUCGGUAUAAGAAUUUAUGCUUGUCACCGAGGAAAGGACACAAACUUGUAUCAGAAGAAGAAGUACGCUGAGGACAGAGAUAAUAAGGCCUUGAAUGACCACACAUUUACAAAACGUUACAAUCAAUUGAAACCAUCAAAGAAACUGGACUGUCCAGCCUCCUUCACUGUAACCAGAGUAUUAAGAAUUUUAGACCAAAAGGUGAGGGCCUCUAGUGUGACAAAGCAAGUGAAAAAUAGAAUUUCAAAAGUCAUAAAACAGAAGAUUUCAGAUCAUGAACUUGUUGGGGAAGACUGUUUUAUCUACAAUUUACCCAAACAGGAGGAUCACAAGUUCCAUCAGAUUGGAACAGCUGGACCCACUGUCCAAAGUGGCAGAACACAAAAUAUAUCAAGUUUAAUUGAGAGGGGUAAAAAUAAUGAAAUGGUUACUUCAAAAUCACCAGAUACGUUUGUAGACACAGAGUUGCCAGGAGCUGAAGAAAAUACCAAUAUUUAUUGUUAUGACAACUCCAUGAUUGGAGAUGUGGCAGCAACCGUUGAAGUUGUUGCUGGAACUUUGGAAGAGGAAGGAAUUCGAUCAGAAAGUGAAGGAUACGAACAAUUAAAGCCAAGAGAGUGCAAUAGACAAGUCCUAAUAGAUCAGUGCAGUGCUAGCUUGAGAACUUUACAGAAUAUAUUUUUGUGUUUGGAUGAACAGAAUGUGGCUAAUCUUGCAACAGCAUUAAAAGAAAUUGUCAAUGAGUUUUCUGUCAAAGUUGCUAGUGAUAAUAGGCCUAGUCUUCCUUUAGAAGUAUCCUGUGAACAUAUUCAAAUCAGAACUGAAAACUAAAGAACAAAAUAGAAGGGUUAGCUUUGAAGCUGAAAGAUGCCUGAAUUGUUAUCAUCUAACAUGAAAAUGAAGAGAAGGUUGGGUAAAGGUGGGGAAACAGUUUUUAAUACUUUGUAUAUACUUGUAAGAUAUUAUAGUGUACAGUUUUUAA
Molecule: messenger RNA, 1367 nt
Organism: Homalodisca vitripennis (glassy-winged sharpshooter)
Lineage: Eukaryota; Metazoa; Arthropoda; Insecta; Hemiptera; Cicadellidae
Exons: 4
Coding region: 206-1216 (336 amino acids)
Molecular function (GO): DNA-binding transcription factor activity
Source: RefSeq, a predicted model, not a curated record